Colletotrichum acutatum is the source of this 2303-nucleotide messenger RNA. RefSeq lists its product as uncharacterized. NCBI's taxonomy places the organism in Eukaryota, Fungi, Ascomycota, Sordariomycetes, Glomerellales, Glomerellaceae. The record is from RefSeq and is a predicted model, not a curated record. Bases 309 to 2009 code for a protein of 566 amino acids. The transcript is spliced from 2 exons.
GGAUCUGUAAGAUGAUGCAGAGGGGUGACAUUCGUUCGGGGCCUUGGCUCGGUGCUGAGUCCGCAAUCGGCGGUUGCUGUUGUUUUUUGGAUCCAAAAGAUGGAUCGCGGUCAUGCUGAGUAUUCCGAAGAUAUUCAUCUUCACAUGUAGAUCGGACGGUCUAAGAAGUCCUGUAUGAAAACACCGCGGACCGCAUUGAAGUCUAAUAGCCUCCUUCUUUGAUAUCUUCCGCCUCUCCUCCUCUCUCUGCUCCACCUGUCUUGUCUCUUGCCCUGCCUCCCGUCCUUUGGCAAAUCACAACUCCAAAGAUGAUCGAUAAACCCCCCAUCAGAAUCGGAAACGUCUCCGGCGCAACAGGCGACCAUCCCCACGCCAUGAGGCGCAUGCUCCGCUCCGGCAACGUUCAAGUCAUCACGGGUGACUGGCUCUCCGAGAUGAACAUCGCCUGGAACGCAAUCACCAAGCGCGACGUCGACCCUGACCUCGGCUACGAGAAUGGCUUCUAUGAGCAGCUCGAAGAAUGCAUCGACGACAUCAUGACCAAGGACGUGCGCGUCGUGACGAACGCGGGGGCGCUCAAUACUGUUGCGUUGUUUGAUAAAGUUAAAGAGUUGUGCAAGAGAAAGGGGUAUCCUGAGAGUGUGGUUGCUGCAGUCCUGGGAGAUGAUGUCUCUGGGUUACUCCAAGAUACUUCAAGGAGGGGGAAUUUGAAGUUCCCGCACUUGGAUCAUCCAGAGAUCACUCUCGACGACUGGGGUUUCGAGCCCUGCUGUGGCAAUGCGUACAUCGGGUGCUGGGGAAUCGUGGAGGCUCUCAGAGCAGGCGCGCGCAUUGUAGUUUGCGGACGAUGUACCGAUGCUUCGCCAGUGAUGGGCGCCGCGGCGUGGUACUACGGCUGGAGAGAAGACCAGCAACAAGAGCUGGCCGGCGCGCUGCUCGCGGCGCACCUGAUUGAGUGCGGGCCGUACGUCGUGGGCGCCAACUUCUCCGGCUUCAAAGACUUCCUCCCAGAGCUUGUCGAUCUCGCGUUCCCCGUGGCGGAGAUCUCUCGCGACGGCGAGUGCGUUAUCAGUAAGACUGCUGAGGGCGGCGGUCAUGUUACGCGGCAUACCGUCACGGCACAGCUGUUGUAUGAGCUACAGGGCCAUCUCUACCUCAACCCAGACGUGGUGGCUGACCUAUCCAAUGUCCAUGUCGAAGAGCAGAAAGACUCCGGGGAAGAUCGGGUUAGAGUGUGGGGUGCCAAAGGGCUUCCGCCGCCACCGACAACGAAGGUCAUGUUCGCUGCUGAAGGAGGUUACCAAGCCGAGGCGACGUUCUACAUCAACGGACUUGACGUGGGCGACAAGGUGACGAUGAUGAAGAAUCAGCUGAGUUACCUCUUCAAGGACAGCAACUUCAGCAGGCUGAGCAUCGAGCAGUACGGAACACAGGCCCAGAACCCUAGCUCUCAGCAAGCGGGCACCGUGCAGCUUCGUGUCUUUGCGCAGGCGCGGAAGAAGGAGGAUAUCGCAGCCGUCAACUUCAAGGUUCCCAUCUAUGCUGUUAGAAUGCAGAGUUAUCCCGGGUACCAUAUGUCGCUAGAUUUCCGAACGAUGGAUCCCAAGCCGUUCAUGGAGAUGUUCCCAGCGCUGAUACCACAGUCAGCUAUCGACCAUCAAGUGCUUCUGGGCUCAGGAAAGCUAAUUUCCGUUGCUCCGCCUCAGAACACUGCGAUAUACAAGAUUGAGAGGCCAUCCGCAGACACAGCAGAUCCAGUUGACAUCGUCUUCUUGGGCCCGACGGAGUUUGCGCCUUUGGGAAGCGUUGUCCACGCUCGUUCCGGAGACAAGGCCGACAACUCGAACGUGGGCUUCUUCGUUCGCAAUGAAGAUGAGUAUCCCUGGCUGCGGACUAUCUUGACCGUGAGUCGACUGAAGCAGCUGUUGGGUGACGACUGGUAUAAGAAUAAUCCAGACCGGAGGGUCGAACGGGUCGAGUUCCCCGGGAUCAAUGCUGUACAUUUGUAAGUCGAGCGGCUUGUUUGACUGUAUCAAUGUUGAGGAGUCGAUACGUCGAGGUGCCCCGAACCUUUUUACAGCGGGGUAGGAUUUGAUGUGUGACGAUAGCUUGUAGGAAUAACGGAUGAACGUAUUUGCCCUCAAUAUCUCAUGACGCUAGAAGUAGCGACUUGGAGUUUCUCCCAUCCCAAACAACCAAUCUUGGGAAAGCUGAGCAAUGGCAUCGCUGUGAUACUGGUCAUAGCAGAUAUUUUGCAGGUCCUCAAAGCAGUCUCGUAGAGUCUCGUCGACACUCAUGUUGAC